UCGCAGCCGCCGGGUGCGAGCGGUAGCCGGGCUGCCCCCCGCCGCCCCGGGCCGAUUCUUCCCUCCCCACCCUCACGUCGCGGGGCUGCCGCCGCCUCUCCGGGCCGGCACCAUGCAGACCUUCCUGAAAGGGAAGCGGGUGGGUUACUGGCUGAGCGAGAAGAAGAUCAGGAAGCUGAAUUUCCAGGCCUUCGCCGAGCUGUGCCGGAAAAGAGGAGUAGAAGUAGUACAGCUUGACCUCACCAAACCCAUUGAAGAUCAGGGUCCUUUGGAUGUGAUCAUACAUAAACUGACAGAUGUCAUCCUUGAAGCAGACCAGAAUGACAGCCAGUCACUGGAGUUGGUUCAGAGGUUCCAGGAGUAUAUUGAUGCUCAUCCAGAAACCAUUAUCCUGGACCCUCUUCCGGCUAUUCGUACACUUCUGGACCGAUCCAAGUCUUAUGAGCUAAUUCGGCAAAUAGAGGCAUACAUGCAAGAUGAGAGGAUCUGUUCACCACCCUUUAUGGAGCUGACAAGUGCCUGUGGAGAAGAUACCUUGCAGCUUAUAGAGAAGAAUGGACUGGCAUUCCCAUUCAUUUGUAAAACCAGAGUGGCCCAUGGAACCAACUCUCAUGAGAUGGCGAUCAUCUUCAACCAGGAGGGCCUGAAAGCCGUUCGCCCCCCUUGUGUCAUUCAGAGCUUCAUCAAUCACAAUGCCGUGCUGUAUAAAGUCUUUGUGGUCGGAGAAUCCUACACAGUGGUGAAAAGACCAUCUUUAAAGAACUUCUCUGCGGGAAUCUCAGACAGAGAAUCAAUAUUUUUCAACAGCCACAAUGUUUCAAAACCAGAAUCCUCAUCUGUCUUAACAGCACUGGAGAAAAUCGAAGGCGUGUUUGAGCGACCAAAUGACGACGUCAUCCGGGACAUCUCAAAGGCGCUGCGGCAAGCUCUGGGAGUUUCCCUCUUUGGAAUCGAUAUCAUCAUUAAUAAUCAGACUGGGCAGCAUGCGGUCAUUGAUAUAAAUGCAUUCCCAGGUUACGAGGGUGUUUCCGAAUUUUUCACAGAUCUCUUGAACCACAUAGCUGCUGUCCUGCAGGGUCAGGCACCUGAGGUGACCCAGCUAAACCGCAACAAGCUCCUGGCAGAGCAGACCAGCGGGAUCAUGGACGGGCGGAUAUGCUGCGCUGGCACAGGCUGUCUCAGCGUCAUGGGAAAAGACUCCUCGUGGAUUGUGGAAAGCGAGACCAACAGCUCAGUAAAACUGCAACACCAGAGACUAGGCUGCAACUCGGCAGUGUCCCCCAGCUUCCAGCAGCACUGCGUUGCUACGUUGGCAACAAAAGCUUCUUCUCAAUAACUUGCCAAUGUCGUGGACUGAGAAAAAGCCGCAGGGAUACUGAUGGUGGUCCCGGAAUUAGAUCAGGCUGUAACAAUACAAUUGUGAAAAAUUUAAAAAACAAAACAAAACAAAACAUGACAAAAAACACAAAACACAACACACAAAAAAAAAUCAAAAUUAAAGAAACCUUCCAUUUGAUUUAACCUGAUUUGCUGAUGAAAUGGACUGAAAGGGGGAGGGUGAGAAAGUGAUUCAGAUCCAUUUCAUCAGAUUCCAGUUGCAAAUCUGUAGUGAGUUUACACACACGUGGGUUUUAACACUAGUCCUUUCAUUGUGGGAGGGUUGCUCUUUCGUUUCUAUUGUUCUUUGUAAUCACUGGUGACCAGCAUUUUAAAAUCGGACCUCACGGUAUCAAAAAGAUAAUAAUGUUGAAAUGCAGAGUCUGAAUGUAACAGCGCUAGGGAUUUUUGCCUAAAACAUUCCCCAUUCCCUUUUUCCAGGUAGGCCAUUGCAAAAGAAAGCUAAGACAACUUCACUAUCACUAAACCAAAUCUGUUUGAAGCAUUGACCAGUCAAGAUGUUGACAGGCAGCUUGCUGUGGGGCUGUGGCACCUUGAGUAGGACAGAGCAGACUGGUUGUUCGGGGUGCAGAUCUGAGGUGACCACCCUGCUUCCAGCUUUGCAGUUCUUCCCCCAGGCCUCAUUGCUUCAGUCAAAACAGCCUCUAACCACACCUGCCAACAGUGACACGUGUUUGAUCCAGACAAGGUGCCGAUAGUUAGGUUGAGUGAUUUAGUAGAUUAAAUAUCAUCCUUUCAAUCGUCUGCUAGUGGUGAAAUCUAGCUCACCUCUUAGCAGAGAAUUUAAUUCUCCCUCCAUCACACUUGUGAGGACUCUAGAACAGCUCUGCAAAAAGGCUGGCAAUCAGAGCCGUGCAGAUCCUAAGGGGUAACACAGCUGCUGCUUUCCACGGGUCCGUGCUACUUCGCGUUUUGUUUUUCUUUUGCAAAUUAAAUAUAAGCAAAAUUGUGUACCUUUGUAUGAGGUAGAAGUACGCCACAGCUCUAGCUUAGAGACCACAUUGUUUUGUUGCAAGCUGCCAGAUGAGGCUCUGUGGUAAUUUACAAUAGUUCUUUAUACUAUUCGUAAAUGAUAGCACAGCCAAAUUGUAUCUCUUGGGAUAUGCAGUAAACCUACAGUGUUCACCUUCUAUUGCAUCUUCUAGCAUGGCAGCAUCUUCUGCUGUUGAGAAUUCCUGCAAAUUUUGCCAAUUCUGAACACUAAACUGGAAAUAUCCAAGUCUGUCAGCGCUGAGAAUGGAGACACUAUUUUGGUAGACAGAGUGGCCUUCCCUUCCCCAUAUAAGCCCUAAAAUGCAUUUAAUAGGGGUGGUGUUAAGAAUAUUUCCUUAGUUAAGCUCCUAGCUUGCAGAUAUUGAAAUUUCUGUCUUUCUAUAGCAGGUAUUUGUAAAGCAUCCAUCACUGCAGCAUCUAAUACCAGUUUGUUUAGUAUCAUGUGUUAGAUGUCUACUCGAAAGGAAAAGGUCUCGAGCUUAAAGCCCAGGUAGACUGUGAAGAAAGGAGUAAACUGUGUGAAAGAUGUCACCACCCUACCUGAUGCUACCAGUCCUGGAGAGGAAAAAGUUUGGGAGAGUGUUGUGUAGCAGUUCUUUUGUGUAAACAAUGUUUUUUUCCUUAGGAGAAAUUAGGGUUUUUCCCAAAACGCCAUUCUUGGGAAUUUCCUGUAGCUGGGAUUGGAUUUUUGAGGAUGAUUUAAGAAGAGAAGAUUGUUCCACCUUUAGAGAGGUUACUAACUUCAAGAUAUUUCCGUAGGGACUGGAAGGACCUUAUGGGUGUGGUAUCUGUCAAAAUCCAGGGUGCACAUAAAUACAGGCAGCUUCCUUGACUGUUGCAGGUCAGUUCUGAGCUGGGCACGCUUCACAACGCCUGUAUGCUUUGAGGCUGCUGGAUCCCACGUAGUCUGCAGCUCGCAGGUCUCGGGUGGUUGUGGUGUGAGUGAGUCAGGUGUACAUACGUAGGGGUUUCUAAAUGUAUUCACGAUAGACCAAACCUUUCGCAAAGCCAUGGCUGAAAUAAAAUUGACAUCUACAGUUUGAGGUUUGUUUUUGUUUGUUUAAAAUAAAGUGGUUUUUAUGUUACAUGCGUAACAAAAGAUACCCUCAGGAAGGAACUUGCCAGUGCAUAUUUUUGUAUGGUACUUUCUUGUAACCAGCUGGUGGAGUGUUUGUAGACUUGCCUUUUGCUCCCUUUAUUACAAUGGCUUGGGGUUUUUUUUGGUUUUGGAUUUUUUUUUUUUUUUUUCGUUUGGUUGGUUGGUUUUUUUUUUUUUUAUUGGGUGGUGGGGAAGAAGCAAUGAUGUUAAACCUGGGUUAGUAACUCAAGACCUUUCAAACUAAGUAUGUUUACAUGAAUCUGAGUGUUGGAUCCAAUGGAAAUGUCUGUAUGCUGUUUCCUAGUUAGAACAUCAAAUAAGAAUUUUAUUUUCCUGGCUGCCUUCUGAAUUUUGGUUGGCCUAUUUUGCACUGCUUUAUUUCUCCAAAAUAAACUACUGAAAUAUAAUUGUGCAUUUUAAACUUGUUUACAAAUGAUUGUUAGAAGUUUAUUUUGUAAUUCUCUGAAGGCUUGCAGAAAUACUAUAUUUAAAUAUUACUCCAGACCUUGGCAGUAACUAGAAAACAAGUUUAGGUCAUUGGCGUGAUCCGUGACAUUUUUCCCAUAGUCUGUAAUUUAUUUUUUAUUUAUCAAAUGUAUCGGUAUCACUUUUAAUUGACCGGGUGCAGAUAUGCAGGUACCUGUUGUGAUGUGGCAUUACAAUAGAGUUUUCACAUAAAUUACCAUGCAAUUGCUGUACUACUAUAUUUCCUUGCAGAAAUUACUGUUAUGGCUUGUAUGCUAGAAUGUUGCUAAAUCACAGGGGCAAAUUGGGAGACCAACUUUUAAAAGCCAAACCUGUAAAUUGUCAGCUAUCAAGACAUACAGUUACAUUAUUGAAGAACAUUCAAGCACACGUAUGUUAUUAAGCCUGUGCUAAAGUGCUUUUCUGAAUUGCUGCCUCGUUUAAUAAGGUCAGGAUAGUUUUGGUAUAAGAUAAGCUUCACAGUAAGUUAGUUAAUAUUUUCUACUCUUGUCUUUUUUUUUUUGUAAAAGUAGAGGCAUCUAAUAAUAUUGGACCAUACCAGAAUGCCGUUGCUCUUAAAAUUGCGGACAAUCUGAGGGAGAUUUUCCAUAAUGUCUGUCUGAAUUCUGUUCCUGUGGGUUAGAAAAGGUUCUGCUGUGUUUUCAGAGGCAAAGCUAUUACUGCUGUGUUGAUGGGAGCAAUUAUUACAUGGUCACCAGUUAGCUUCUUAGGGAUCUAUUUAAGUUCUGCUUCACUGUUAGAAAUCCACAAGAACACCUCUAGCUUGGCUGGAAUUUCUCCAGUUUUUGUGUCGGUGUGAUGGAGGAGAUGGGACUCGUUUCCACUGUGGUUAUGUAAUCCGCUUCAGCGGGUGAAGAUUUUUCCCUGUUGAAGAGACCUUGAGUGGCAUUAUUACUGCCUGCAGUGUGAAGCCAUCACCAUCCUCCUCCCCCUCUGGCUGACUUUGCCGGCUUAUGUUUGGGUUUGUAAUGACCGUACCAGAACAUCGCCGUCAUUACGUGAGAUCCAGCUCCAGAAAUGCAGCCUGCUGAGGAGCAUCGGUGCUGACACUUGUGGUUUGUGUGACGCAGAACUACCACAGGCCAACGCUGUUUUGCCUUUGGUUAACUGCCUGGCUGGCUAUUCGACCUUUGUGCUGUAGGAGCCGAUUGACCGGGCUGGUCGGUAAAUAGGAUGCGCUGUUUUUAUUAAUACUAUUCACGCUUGGAAUAGCAAAGCUGUUUAAAGAUCUCCAUCCUCACCGUGGGGACGUUUAUUCGGAGGAGGUCUGCAGCAGGUUGCUCAGAUGGAAAACCACCAGUUUAAUUUGUUUUCGCUAUAGAUGAUUGCAAAUUGAGAACCUGACCCUGAGGCUUCACAAGGUAACGAGAAUUGCUGAAAGUAAAGCCUCAAGUUCUCCAGAGUAACUGUGGACUGUAUCCAGCCAGGGAACAACCAGGUGGAAUAGUGGGUAGAUAACAGAGGCAGGAUACAGUCCAAAGCCUACAGUAAAUGGGGCCAGAGGUGUUUGAAUUGGCUGGCAAAAAAGAGCGAAACAAAGGAAAAGUGCUUCUGUUUCCAUCCAGUAAGACAAAUUCAGGCUUAUCAAUUCUUAGACUAACACUGGUUUCCCAAAGUCUUUGCGUGGCAGCAGUGAAAAGUGAGUCAGGCUUUUUCGCACUAUAUUGCAGCCUUGCCUUCCACAGCUGUGCAGAAAACCUUGGAUUUUGUUUUUUUUCUAGUGAAUACACUCUGAUUUGAGUUGGUAGCAGUCUCCCCAUGUGCACACUUGCAGGAGUUCACUUGCGUUACCCUGCUGAUUUUCUUUUCCUCUCUCCUUUUUAAUAAGAGAUGUAUUGAUUUCUGUAUUCAGUAUACAAUUACUUCAUGGUGUUGCAACUGUGUGUUUUGAAAUUAGGAGUAUGUGAAAAUGCUUUGUGUAGAUUAAAAUAUUUCCUUUAAUAUAAUCUCCUCUCGCUUUCUUAGAUAAACAGACACGCCAUUGCAGAUCACAUUGCUGAUUUUAUUUGUAAUACUGCUUUUAUAUCUACUUCAGAGGAGUGUAACCUCCAGAAAAGUACUUUCCACAUCUUUACGACCUUUCCUUUCUCUGUUCACUCUGUGUGGAUCCAGGCCAUCAACACUUGAGCUUUUGACCAGAUGGGUUGCAGAUCCUCCGCGGAUUCUGUCAUCUUUACAUGGCCACAGAAAUCAUUAAAGAUGGUUGAAGUUUGAAAGGAUCGAGGUAUAAAUGGAGAUGCUAGAGUGAUUCAUCAGCAGCACAAGCACAGUAGCAUCUGUAGCAAGCAAAGGGAAUUGUUCUUCCUGUGUGUGUGCAGGUGGCUGUUGUCUGGUCCCCCCUUUCUGCUGGGGCAGUUUUCCUGUGGUGAUAAAAAUCCACUCAAAGAAAAUCUGUGCUGUAGAAGGAGGGCAAGGAAAGAUAGGGCUUGGCAGUGGAAUCCUGGUCAGUGAACAUCGUGAUACCAGUGGUCCAGAAUUUCACUUUGUGGUUUUUAAUAGCAGUCUGGGGAGAUGUUUUCUUUCUCUCCACCUUUUUUACCCUGAAUCCACUGGGGCUGACACUAGCAGGUGCCUGUGGGCCACAUGAGCUCAUUAGCAGGUGACCUUGCCCAGCAUGCUGUGAGUUUGCAGAGGGCUCCUGAUGUGUUGGGAAGUUUCUGUUGAUGGCCUGGAGAUCUCUUGAAACUCCAGAAAUAGCUGAAACAGCGAAUGGAGUUCAUGAAAAUCAGGUCUUCCUCCUCCAUCCUUUUUAAGGAAACCCACAUUUUAUUUCCUCCUUUGUUCUUUACACAGUAGGUUUUAGAUAUAAAUUAUUUUAACAUUUUUUGUGUGUGUGUGAAAAGUCAUAUAUACAUAUAUAAAGUUAUUGAAAGGUUGAGUAUAUGUUGAGUAUAAAACAGUGACUUCUUUGUUUCAGAUGUUAGCAGCCCCUAAAAAUGAGUUGUUUAUCCUCUUGUAAAGUCAGUGCUGUAAAAAAAAAAUAUUAAAAAUAAAAGAUGUAUUAGUUGUAUCUUUUAUUAUUUAUUUCUGAUUCAGUAUUUGUUACAGCUUGUGUAUACCCUUGUGAGAACCACAUACUAAAAUGCAGUUGUUCUUAAAAUGGAGUAACAAUAAUUCCUUGGGAUCCCAACAAUUUUGAGAAAACUGGCCCUCCAGGUGUGAAUAGUGUUGGAUAUUCUCCUUCACUUGCCAACAGUGCUCCCCACCUGAGCACGGCUGAAUCUUGGGGACCAUUUUGUGUGUGUGUGCCAGGUUUUGCAAGUUCAUUGAUACCUGUGUUCAGAUCCAGCUGUACAGUGUUAACAAGUGUGUCUUGUGAUUCACUUCAGCCCAGUUCACUAUGAUUUCAGAAACAUAAUUCCCAUUUUGUACUUAAAUUUGUAUAGAAUUAUAUAAACCCGUAAAAGAUCAUGGCUUACUGUACAAACCAAAAAUACUUGCUCUUUGGCGUCUUCAAUUGCAUGACUGAUCAGAUCUGACAGUGAAGAUGGUGCACUGAUUUCAAUGGUAACACAUUCAUUUUCAUUUGCCAAGCACCUGUUUUGGACAAUGUUUUGGUUUCAGCAGUAAAGCAAUAUGCAGUAAGUAUUGUGGCAUUAUCUCUGUAAUUGUUUUGAAGACAGAAUUGUCCCUUUCCAACACUUACUGAAAAUAAAUGCCUUAUAACAA
Messenger RNA from Tyto alba (common barn owl), 7645 nucleotides. RefSeq names its product inositol-tetrakisphosphate 1-kinase (gene ITPK1). The record is from RefSeq and is a predicted model, not a curated record. Gene Ontology annotation, cellular component: cytoplasm. Gene Ontology annotation, molecular function: inositol-3,4,5,6-tetrakisphosphate 1-kinase activity; inositol-1,3,4-trisphosphate 6-kinase activity; ATP binding. NCBI's taxonomy places the organism in Eukaryota, Metazoa, Chordata, Aves, Strigiformes, Tytonidae. Bases 113 to 1336 code for a protein of 407 amino acids. Gene Ontology annotation, biological process: inositol trisphosphate metabolic process. The transcript has 10 exons.